Messenger RNA from Funneliformis mosseae, 1340 nucleotides. NCBI's taxonomy places the organism in Eukaryota, Fungi, Glomeromycota, Glomeromycetes, Glomerales, Glomeraceae. The record is from the annotation of a GenBank genome assembly.
AUGAAUGGAAUGAAAGGCCCGUCAAAUAGUCCCCUAGAUAGUUCUCCAACAAGGUAUACCACCGAUAUCAUGGUAUUUUGUUUCGUUCUAGGAGAAGUUCCUGCUAUAGAGAACCAUUUUGUGGUCGAUAUUACCGAUAAAAUCAAAAAUAUUUCGCAUCUUCAAAAUGCUAUUAAGGAGGUGAAGAAACCUCAAUUGAACGAUUUCGCUCUGAAUGAUCUUAAAUUGUGGAAAGUUUAUAUUCCUAUUAAUAAAAAUGAAGCUAAGCUGUUUAUUCUUGAUAAACAACCUCAAGAAGUUGAUAUUGAACGAGAUCUCGAAGGCCAAAAGCUUAUUCCAUCAGAUGAUGUUCCAAAAGACUUCUGUCAACAACAACCACCUCUAAAGAUCAUCCACAUCAUCGCAAUUCUUACUCAUGGUCAAAAAAUCAUGAAAAGCAUAAUGGAACUUCCAGAGAAUCCUGAAGCUUACUCAAACCCUAAAAAGUUCCUUCCAUUGCCAUUUCCAUUCCUUGGCGAACGAAAACCAGUAGAGAGAUUCUUCAUUAACGAUGAUGAUAAGUUUAUAUACAUGGGAAGAAAGGCAUUUGUCAAUGUUCUAAACACUAUUAAUGAACUUAAACGUGGGCGUAGUUAUAUGGAUUGCUUUAUUUAUGGCACUAUUGGGUAUGGAAAGUCAUACAUCCUUGCAACAAUAGCAUGCUUUCUUCUUCGAACUGGAAAGCGUGUAGUAUACCUUCCCGACUGUCGUGAAUUGGCCAAGAAACCGGAAAAUUACAUUAAGUUGGCCUUAUUUCUUGCCUACAUAGAUAAUAUUGAGAAAAUAAACGAAAUUUCUACCUGUAAAACAACCGAUGAUAUCGUAGCGUUCUGUGAAUCAUCAGAACCGGUAUAUUUUAUUGUAGACCAAAUGAAUGCUUUGGAUUAUCGUAAUAAUACUGAAAUUGUCGAAGUAAAAAAGGCCACAAUUUUAGAUGUCCUCAACAGAAUGACCUCAGAACAUUAUUGUGUUAAGAGUUCAUCAGCGAAUAAUGAAUCAGCAUUGUAUCUUAUCCAAAAGCAAACUAAUGAUAGAAGGAUUGAACUUUAUGGAGGAUUCGAUGAGGAUGAGAUGUCACAAUGGUGGAUGCAGAAUAGGGAAAAUUUGCCAUCAAUGGAUGACGAACAAAGGAAGAAAAUCGAAUAUACCACCGGACGAAAUCCACUCUUUUUGAGCUUUCUUCCAGGUUCCGAAAAAAAUUUUGAUGAUGCAUGGAAGCGCUUAAAACUAAUAUUAAUGGAGAAGAUACAAGUGCAAAUGACAAACUUUUCUGAUAUUAUAAAAAGAGAAAGAUGGGAUAC